AGAAGUGCAGAGGUGUCAAACUGUGGGUGAGCGACAUAGGGGCAUAGGGACAAUCUCACAGAUUACCGUGACCAUUACUCGCUGUAUCUGUUUUACACUUCAUGGAUUUGAAUUUUGUUCACUUAUUUAUUUUUCAUCAAGAUAUUGGCAUUACAUUCCCGUUUCCGUCAUUAGAUCAGCUUGUCUGUACACUUGAAGAUGAGCACAGAGGUAUAAGGCUGGCUACAUUUUCCAAAAAAGGUUCCCCGUCUAUCUCACGGACAUUGGUCACCAACCUUUCCGUGACCGUUUUUCUGUUUCGAUUGGGCGUCCUAACAUGAUUCUAUCAUGAGUUCCAAUGUAGUGAACUAUAACUCAACCUCAAGAAAGCCAAGCACGAUGGAUAACGUAACCGAUUGCAAUGGUGCCGGCUUGGACCUCAUUCAGAAUCGCAUUGAGUCUCUGAACAGUAAGAUGGACAAACUCAUCAACAUCCAGGAGAAGGUCCUCAACCGGCUGGAUGGAAUGUCCCAGGACAUUGACAGUAUAGAGAGGGACAUGGAAACACUGAAGGUGGAUAAGGAAGAGAUCCAUAUCCCUGUCGGAGCCCGAACUCUACCACCGGCCCUGGCUCAAACCCAGGGCACGGGCAUGGGGGGCGAGGUGAGAGAGAUGUGUCAGGAGAUGAGCUCCAUCAUGACAGUGCUGGACCAGCGCUCGGAGAAGCAGGCUGAGAAGCUGGACGGGAUGGAAAAGCUGGUCCUCAGCAUCCAUCAGGUCAUCAGAUUCAUUGGGGAGACGAUGAAGAGCCCCCGGGUUAUGGAGAUGAUGUUUAUGGGUCCGGCAGCACACAAGGCCUCCAAGUCAAAAGACCUCAAGAUGGCUAUUAAGAGGCAAUCGUCCGCAGAAAAGAGCAAGAGCUCAGUUACUAAGAAGACCGACAAGCCAAAAGAUCACAAGAAGAAGGAUGGGAAGGAGAAGUCGGGUCUGAGCCCGAAGGGUCUGAAAGCACAGAAAAAGAAGAAGCUCCCAGACACAGCAGAUACGAUCUCCCUUAGGAAGCAGGUGUUGCUACUAGAGGAGGUUCAGAAGCUCAACAGGGAGAAUGCAGAGAGAUCAUCAUCAUCAUCAUCAGGUCACCAGCAGCAGCACCUCACCCCUGAUGGCUUCCUGGACCUGGAGGCUGGGUCUGGAGGGGCCUCAGAGGGUUCCCUCAGCCCAAACCUGCUGGACCUUAUCCUCGAGGGCCCCAAGGCCCCUGUGACUGAAGAGGAGUCAUUGUCUGAGGAGGAGGCUGCCGGAGAUGGACUAAAAGUAGAAGAGAGGAAGGAGGAGGAGGUUGUAAAAAAGGAGAAGGAAGACCACCUUGUUAAUGAAUCUAAGGAAGAGGAGAGAAAGGAGGAGUUGUUGAAAACCACAGAGAAGCCCGAGGAGGAUGGAAGACUAGAGGAAAAAAAGGGGGAGAAGGAGAAAGAGGGGGACACUACACUCUCUAAAGGCCCAUCGGAAGCUGUUGAUAUGUCGGUAAAGGAUAUCCCUUCUCUCCCAACCUCCUCUGAGGCUCCAGGAGACACCAACUCCAUUCCCGAGAGCUGUGAAGACCACAACAAAAGUGAUUCCUCUCUGUCUCUGGAGGCAGCAAAACAGGACCAGGUGGAGGAGGGCAGCACCGGCAGUAAGCGUCGGGUGAUGGAGGAAGACCUGGGAGUAGAGGACCACAAGAAGAGUCGGGUAGAGGAAGGAGAGGAGGAGGAGAGGGAGGGGGAGAGGAAGGAGGAGGAAGAAGCAGAGAGACCAGAGGAUGAGGGAUGGGGCGUCUUCAAGGCAGACGGGGUGGAUAUCCGUGUGGAGGGGAAGAAGAGGCUGGGGAAAGAUCAGGCCACAGAAGUCAAGCAGUCUACUGGGGAAACGUUCUUCAUUGACAAAAGUCCUCCUCCACCAGCUCCAUUCAACCAUCGGAUAGUGUCGGCCAAACCCAACCAGAUCAGCAACUUCUACACCAUCAACAGAGUUGAGAUUCUAGGAGGGGGUCGUUUUGGCCAGGUGCACAAAUGCAUGGAAAACUCCUCAGGUCUCACGCUAGCUUCCAAAAUCAUCAAAGCCCGGAGUCAGAAAGAAAAGGAGGUGGUCAAGAAUGAGAUCAUGGUCAUGAACCAGUUGGAUCACGCCAACCUGAUCCAGCUCUACGCCGCCUACGAGUCCAGGAAUGAUAUCAUCCUGGUGCUGGAAUAUGUGGAUGGUGGGGAGCUCUUUGACCGGAUCAUCGACGAGAACUACACUCUGAUGGAGCUGGACACGGUCAUGUUCAUCAGGCAGAUCUGUGAGGGCCUUCAGCACAUGCACAAGAUGUACAUCCUCCAUCUGGACCUCAAGCCGGAGAAUAUUCUAUGUGUGAGCAGAGUCACAAAUAAAAUCAAGAUCAUUGACUUUGGACUUGCCAGAAAAUACAUGCCCAGAGAGAAGUUGCGAGUGAAUUUCGGCACCCCAGAGUUCCUGGCCCCAGAAGUUGUCAACUACGACUUUGUGUCAUUCAACACCGAUAUGUGGAGUCUGGGAGUCAUUACAUAUAUGCUUCUCAGCGGUCUGUGUCCUUUCCUGGGCGACAAUAACCCUGAGACUCUGAACAACAUCCUUGCCUGCCAGUGGAACUUUGACGAGGAAGAAUUUACAGACAUAUCAGAGGAAGCCAAAGACUUCAUCUCUAAACUACUCAUCGUCAAUAAAAGUUGGAGGAUAGGUGCCUCUGAAGCAUUGAGGCAUCCUUGGCUCUCUGACCCAGUCCUCCAUCACCGACUUCAUGAAAAGAAGAACAUGUGUCACUGUUCCCGGCGAUCUUCAUGCGUACCCAUUACAGAGAGUUGAGCAUGAUGACUAGACGGCGCCAGCUGUGGCCACCUGGACCAAGCCUGCUGUACACUUGCAUGUUUACCAGCGCUUACCUAUCUAAACACCUGUAGAAGUACACUUGUAGAACUACUGGAGCUUACCUUGUCUGUACACCUGUAGAACUACAACCUGCAAAACUACAACCUGUAGAAUUACUGGAGCUUACCUGUCUGUACACCUGUAGAACUACAACCUGCAAAACUACAACCUGUAGAAUUACUGGAGCUUACCUGUCUGUACACCAGUAGAACUACAACCUGUAGAAUUACUGGAGCUUACCUGUCUGUACACCUGUAGAACUACAACCUGUAGAAUUACUGGAGCUUACCUGUCUGUACACCUGUAGAACUACAACCUGUAGAAUUACUGGAGCUUACCUGUCUGUACACCUGUAGAACUACAACCUGUAGAAUUACUGGAGCUUACCUGUCUGUACACCUGUAGAACUACAACCUGUAGAAUUACUGGAGCUUACCUGUCUGUACACCUGUAGAACUACAACCUGUAGAAUUACUGGAGCUUACCUGUCUGUACACCUGUAGAACUACAACCUGUAGAAUUACUGGAGCUUACCUGUCUGUACACCUGUAGAACUACAACCUGUAGAAUUACUGGAGCUUACCUGUCUGUACACCUGUAGAACUACAACCUGUAGAAUUACUGGAGCUUACCUGUCUGUACACCUGUAGAACUACAACCUGUAGAAUUACUGGAGCUUACCUGUCUGUACACCUGUAGAACUACAACCUGUAGAAUUACUGGAGCUUACCUGUCUGUACACCUGUAGAACUACAACCUGUAGAAUUACUGGAGCUUACCUGUCUGUACACCAGUAGAACUACAACCUGCAAAACUACAACCUGUAGAACUACCAUAGCUGUGUGAUGGAUGGACGAUACAUGUUACCUGAACAACUGUUAGCUCACUAGAUAUGCUGUUUUGUUGGUUUUUGUACGUAUAUCCAAGGAUAGGUCAAAAUUAGACAAAAAUAAGGAAUUGGUUUUAGUGGAAACAUUACCUGACAGUCAUACUGUACUUUUUUGAGUGGGUUGUCAUGUACUGUAAAAGUGCUAUUUCAGUGUGAUGCCAAAGCUUAGAAGACUGGAGGGUGUCGUGAAAGAUAGUAUGCUAGGUACAAUAUGUGAAUUUCAUCUGCAACGCAAAUUUAGUAUGACAUAACACCAGACUCUAACCUCGUAUCUUGUAAAUACUUUGGGGGUUUGAUUUUGUCAGACAAACUAGAUUCCAGAUUUAAAAAAAUGUUUACUUUUAGCCAAUGUUGUUUCCCUGUCGUACAGUUGUACUGUUCUCUUCCCUCAUGUGUGAAUCCAUUUUCAUUAGCUUUAUUUCCAUCUCAGUUAUCCACAAUGCAUCUCAACGUUUAUGCUGUGAUGCUGCUCUCCAUUUCAUCUCAUUUUCUGUUCAUGUAAAAGAGUUCCGUGUUGAGUACUGUACCCCACUUUUCCUCGGACUGUGUGUGUAUUUAUCAAACCAAAGGAUUUUUCCGUUUAACUUGACUGAUAGACAGACAAAUGUCAUGUGUUUGCUGUGAGUUUUGUGCUCUCUUGAUAUUGGGUGUAAAUAGAUCAAAUGUGUAGAUGUUUGCUUAAACUUUUAAUGCAGACCUGGGGUACUUAGUGAGCCUGGGAAAGCAUUGUUAUACUGUUUUCAUUUUCUCGAAAUCAUUCGAUCCAUUAUAGAAUUAUAGAAUAUAAAUUGCUGUUGAUAAUCUAUAUUGUAUUUUGGAAAAAGAGGUACUUUCAGUAAAGAAAAUGGAAAUUGUUGCGCAGGAAUACUCAUUUUUUGAUUUCACACAGACACAGAACAAAAAAGGCCUAAGUUCAAGCAAGGAUAUUAAUACAUUUAAAUCUAAAAUAAUCUGACAAUGUUCGGGAUGUUUUAUCUAUGUUCUAGUAUAUUUGUAAAUCUACAGUAUGAAAAGGGUUGAAUGGAUCUUGUCUGGUCAGGUUUUAUAAGCUCUAGGAUGUGCACUUUAAAUUGUUAUUUGUUUAAAUCAGAUGAAUUUAUCAAAACUAAUCCUGGCACUUAAGAGAAAAUACCAUGUUAGAAAUGAUGUUUUUAUGCCUGUAGUCAUACCCUGCAUUAUUUCAUUAUAUUUUGUUCAUGUGUGUGUGUAUAUGUAUAUGUAUCCCCAACAGUUUUACUUUAUAUUCAAAUAAUCUUAUUUUAUUAGUAUUUUCUUUGUUUUCUUUUGAUUUUUUUUUGUUUUGCCUUUGUUACUUUUUAUUUAAUGAAAGCAUGCUUUUUGCUUUCAUGUGCUCAGUAAAACCAAUUAUAGUACAUACAUGACACAUUAUACACAAUUAUUUCAAUGUGUAGGGUUAUGCAUAAAUGUUUCCAUAGAUACUAUUGUUAUUUGUUCAAACUUUUUCUCAAUGCUUGUCCACAUGUUAUCAUUUUGUAAUUAAAAAAUAAAACUACUUUAUUACCUUC
Molecule: messenger RNA, 5319 nt
Organism: Oncorhynchus tshawytscha (Chinook salmon)
Lineage: Eukaryota; Metazoa; Chordata; Actinopteri; Salmoniformes; Salmonidae
Product: myosin light chain kinase 3
Exons: 14
Coding region: 328-2841 (837 amino acids)
Biological process (GO): protein phosphorylation; positive regulation of apoptotic process; intracellular signal transduction
Cellular component (GO): nucleus; cytoplasm
Molecular function (GO): protein serine/threonine kinase activity; ATP binding
Source: RefSeq, a predicted model, not a curated record